AUGACAAUAGGAAGACAUUUAUGGGCAGUUAUUUUAUCCAUCGGUGACGGUCAACGUGUAUACCUAGCAAACUUAAGCAGUCUCUAUUCGUUUCAGUUGAAAAAAGAACGCGGUGCUUUUCGAGUCCUGUGUGAUAAAUACGUCACUGAAGAUACCGGCACUGGUAUUGUCCAUCAAGCUCCCUACUUUGGUGAAGACGAUUUUCGCAUCUGUAUGGCCAACGGAAUCAUCAGGAAAGAUACACCCAUGGUGUGUCCGGUCGACCCUUGCGGUCGUUUCACAGCCGAGAUCACAGAGUUCGCGGGCAAUUAUGUAAAAGAUGCGGACAAAGCGAUCUGUCAAGAGUUGAAACGGCGUGGUCGAUUGAUUCACCAAAGCACAAUCAACCACAGUUAUCCAUUUUGUUGGAGGUCGGAUACACCACUGAUUUAUCGUGCACUGCCCACAUGGUUCAUUCGCGUGCAACAAAUGGUUGAUCAGUUACUGGAAAACAAUGAAAAAUGCCAUUGUCUGAAGAUAUGUAUUUCUGAUUGA
Echinostoma caproni is the source of this 534-nucleotide messenger RNA. The record is from the annotation of a GenBank genome assembly. NCBI's taxonomy places the organism in Eukaryota, Metazoa, Platyhelminthes, Trematoda, Plagiorchiida, Echinostomatidae.